AUGCCUUUUAAAAUUUUUCCAAAUUUUUUCGAUGUAUCGGUCACGUACAUUAUUUUCUUUUGGAGUGAUUUUCACUUCGUAGAAACGGCGGUAUACUAUUACUACCUGAUGGUUAACAUAAAGAGCUUCAACACGAAGGAAAACGUACUUAUAAGCCUGUGUAUCCCUUUCAUCCGUGAGAAUAUAGAGGAUCAGAGCUUGUUCAACUCGGUUUUCUACUACUACAUAAUAAAUCCGGAGGGCAAAUGGAUGAUAGGACAGCUAUUUGAGCUAGUUGCCAUGUUCAGGAUUGACGUGUCGAGGGUGCUGAUCGAUUACCUGUUGUAUUUCUUAUUCUACUACAAAUUGUUCGUUUUCUGGAUCAUUAUGAUCAUACUGCUCUUCAUCGUGCAGCUAAGCAUUUUCCGAUGCAACAAGAACUGGAAACGAAAGGCGAUACACUUUUUCAUGCUGCCGUGUAUAUCCAACAUGAACUACUUCACGCGCUACAACCUGGAUAUAAUCAUUCUCCUCAACGUUUUUCUGAGCGUGAAUUUUAAGCGGUCUGCGUUGUUCAAGCAUUUCACAAGUAGCAAGGAUCAUGGAAAUAUUCCGGUAUCAAAUGUUUUGAUUCUUUGCUCUACGUACUACCCGUACUAUUUUCUUGAAAAGUGUGAGGAUUUUAUCGCGUUGCUGAUAACGGUCUUCAUGCUUGACAGCAUGGCGUCAAUCAUAGGUACAUAUCUCGAAAAGAAGGAUAAAAGUGUGCAGGGCAUGCUUUCUGGUGUUCUUUCCGCAAUUGUUUUGCACUACCUUUUAUUUAGAAAUUUUAACUAUGUAUUUUACUAUUUCAUGAUGGGAAUUGUGGAAUAUAUCGUCUCAUGCAACGAUAACCUCAUACUGCCCUUAAUUUCCGUGCUUUUUUUUAAGUUUCAAUCCUCGUGA
This is a messenger RNA of Vavraia culicis subsp. floridensis, 924 nucleotides long. RefSeq lists its product as uncharacterized. The transcript has a single exon. NCBI's taxonomy places the organism in Eukaryota, Fungi, Microsporidia, Pleistophoridae. The coding region runs from base 1 to 924 and encodes 307 amino acids. The record is from RefSeq and is a predicted model, not a curated record.